Molecule: messenger RNA, 2167 nt
Organism: Oenanthe melanoleuca
Lineage: Eukaryota; Metazoa; Chordata; Aves; Passeriformes; Muscicapidae
Product: ferritin light chain-like
Exons: 3
Coding region: 70-903 (277 amino acids)
Biological process (GO): iron ion transport; intracellular iron ion homeostasis
Cellular component (GO): cytoplasm
Molecular function (GO): ferric iron binding; ferrous iron binding
Source: RefSeq, a predicted model, not a curated record
GGCGGAGCAGCAAAGGUGUGCGCAGGUGCCCGGCUAUAAGAGGCGGCGCGGCGGCGGCGCGGCGGCCCCAUGGCGGCGCCGGGCAUGGCCGAGCCGCGCUCCAAGCGGCCGCGGGUGACGCUGCCCGCCUGCCCCGCGCACCGCCCGCUGCCCGCCAGCCGCGUCCGCCACGGCUUCCCGCCCGCCGUGGAGGAGGCGCUCUGCGGCCUCACCGGCGCGCAGCUGGAGCUGCACUACUGCCUGCAGGCGCUGGGUGAAUAUUUUGAUCAGUCUCAUGUGGCUCUACCAAAUAUUUCAAAGUUCUUCCUGCAUCAAGCUCUGGAAGAGAGAAAAGCAGCAGAGGAGUUGAUAAAAUAUCAGCAAGAAAGAGGAGGCCAUUACUGCUCUAAAACCAUCCAGAAACCAAACUGUGACUAUGCAGUCGGUCUGAUGAAAGCCCUGGAGCUAGCCAUGGUGCAAUGGAAAACUAUGCUACGGUAUUUUGAAGAGCUUUAUGCCCUGAGUGUUGAAAAUGCAGACCCUCAUAGCGCAAGCACUAUCAAGAAACGAUUUAUUGGGCCCAAAAUCCAGAAGAUCAAGCUGAUGGGAGAUCUGCUGACCAAUGCUCGCAGGCUUGACUGUUCCCAGGAUGGCAGAAAUAGUCUUGGGGAUUACUUUAUGGACCGGCUGCAGAAAGAGUUCAGGACCAGCAUAGAGCCAGAGUCUAGUGAUCACUGCAGCCCCUGCCCGCCUCUCCAGCAGUGCACAGGAGCUGCAGAAGGUCUGAAGCGACCCCAGAGAGAGUGCUCCCAGCACAGAAAUGGCAUAGGGCCAAUAUAUGCAACCAUACACUGCACCACGAUGCUGCCACAGUGUAACGAUGGCACGGGAGCAAAGGUGAAGCAGGGCAGGGAGGGCCUUUAACGCUGAGGCUGCUGCAGCUCCUCAGCAGACCUGUCCCGAGGGUGGGGCUGGGACCACAACUCAGGAGACACGAUGCUCUAUCACUCCUCCUGCUUCACACCCUGUCCCCUCAUCCUCUGCUGAGUCACAGCUCAAAAUCUAGCCUUACUACUAUUUGCUUUAAAUGACAGCAAGGUUGCCAGCUAGAUUUAUCUAUGCAAUUCUUCUAGAAGCCAAAAGUUCUUAAGCUUCCUCUUUCUCUUAAAUCAUUAAUAGGAUUAGUUAGUGCAAAUUAUUUUAAGAAUAUAUGUAAUUUCUAUUAAAACUACUUAAAAAAAAAAAAACACUGCACCUUUAGUGCAAAGAAACUUUUAUAUGGCAGAAAAUCCAUAUAUAGUUUUAUAUUACUGAAUAUUUUAUAUUGCUAUUCGGUAUUUUAAAUUACUAACUAAUAAUUACUACUAAUAAUGAACUUUUUAAAAAUACUUGUUUGAAAACAAAGUUUUUUAGUCUUAUUUUCAUCAUAAUAGCAAUUUAAAUAAGUAGUCUAAUGCAUUUACUGAUCAGCUACUUCUAGUGGUAUACUCCUUCAGGAUGAAGGAUGCAAACAUUUCCUCAACAGUGGGAAUAAGAAAAUGUGCUGAUUUCUCUAUAGUUAUUGCCUAGUUGGCUUUUUUCAUCCUCAGAAAGCAGAUGAGAGAGAAAUCAGGAGUUAUCAUUAGAUGAGAACUUUAGAGGUCCUAGGGCAUAUUUUGCAAGUGUCACUGAAGAGAGUAGCUCUAGGACUUUGUCCAGACUUAAUAUAGGAUGAUUGCUUUAAUUAUGAUACAGACUCCAUCUCAGCUAGCUCACUAAAGGUAUUACUGUGGCACUCCUGCUAUUUCUUAUAUUCCCUAUUUGAUCCCAAGUAGGGGCAUGAGAUCCUAGUGAAAAAACAGCACACUAAACUAGAAUUGUAUCAGAGAGAAUGGCUACUUGUUAGUUUUGCCUUUCAAUUAGGGCAGUGUUAGCCAGCUUGGUUCAAGUGCAGAGGUGUCCAAAUUGCUCUCAUUAGUCUCCUACUCUCUGAGAAUGAGAGUGCCUCAUUCUGUACCCUGGCUCCCAAGGUCAGCUAAGAAGAGCAACUGGCUAGAUCAGCUGCCUGCAGUUAGGGAUUUUUUGUCAUUAUAUACAUCUUUUAUGCAGUUGGGGUUUGAUUCAUUGGAAGAUUGCCUCACACUUUCAUGUAAUACUUCAGCUGAUAAUGCCUGUUUUGCUUGAAAAUAAAUUCAGUUCCAUGUCUGCA